Molecule: messenger RNA, 2302 nt
Organism: Bactrocera latifrons
Lineage: Eukaryota; Metazoa; Arthropoda; Insecta; Diptera; Tephritidae
Product: tricarboxylate transport protein, mitochondrial-like
Exons: 4
Coding region: 1184-2080 (298 amino acids)
Biological process (GO): mitochondrial citrate transmembrane transport
Source: RefSeq, a predicted model, not a curated record
AUUUUUUUUGGACUGAAAGUUUUUAAUUUUUCUAAUGCAUAACUGCAACUAAAUUAUGAGUUUGUUAUUGAAUAACAAUUACCAAUUAUUGUACCGUUAAGCAUUUAAAGAAUGUUAACUAUUUUUUUUGCUAAUACAUUUUAAUGUAUUUAUAUUUGAAUUCAGAAAUUGUAUUACUGCUAAGCAUUUAAGCACAAAACUUACGAUAGUAAAACGUGAGUAAAUUUUUGCAUUAAAAUAAAUUUUAUUAAAAGAAGAAAAGAAGAAAUUUUUAUCUUAAUGAAAAUAAAAAAAAAACGAAGGUAAUGGGAAAAAGAUUACUCAUUUUAGAAUUUAUUGUAUUCGUAAAUAGGUAACAUGUUUUCAAACAUUUCAAUGACUAUACCCUGAAGAGACGAGUUCAAUUCCGAGUGAGUGUCUAUCUGUUCGUCCGUUAACUAAUGAAAUUUGGCAGAUGUGCUCCUUGGUUAAAAAAUGAUGACGUGUUCUUAGAUGGAUAUAGUAGAUAUUUUCUAUUUUAUUAAAAAUAUUUGAAGAAUAUAUCUAUUUUUGUUUAAAUUAAAGGCCUCCGGGGGAACCUAAUGAAUACCCAAAAUAUAUCGGUAACUCGCCUAUACUGCAACCUCUUACUAUUUUUAAUCCUUUUAUUUAAAUCUCUGUGCCGAAAUAUCAACUAUUUCGAUCAAGUGAUCUCAGCUGUUGACGACCAUAUGAUUCUUUUGUUACUAGUAUGUUUCUACAAUGGUAAUAAGUUUGAAUAAGAUAAUUGAAUUAAACGAAAUCGAUUUUCUUCACCGAUUUAUAUCGAUUUUAAAAACAAUUAUUUGGAGCCCGCGGCACCAGUGUUCUUUAUAAUUUAGGCUUUUUAAAUAUAUAAUUUUGUUUAWUAAUAUAAAGUCAUGCAAUACUUUUGUUCAUGGCUGUAAAUUACACCCUAUUCUUGAUUAGCUACCAUCAAUAACAAAAGCAAAUCAGCUGUGUUUUGUUUACGUUGCUUAAAAGCUCAUAGUUGUUUUUAUAUUAGAUAAUAGUAAAACUCUACUGUGAUAAUAAAUAUAAUGUUAUAAAUAGUCCAAUGGAUUGUCACUAUUACACUCCUAAAAUUAUAUAAUUAAAUUAUGAAAUGAAGUAUAGUAAAAAAAUUCGACAACWUCAAAAAUAAGUGAAUUUAUUAUAAAUUUCAAUGGGUGAUAAAGGAUGGAAAAGUGUUUUAUGCGGCGGCAUGGCUGGUGGUACUGACGUACUUAUWACAUUUCCUACAGAAUACAUAAAAACACAACUGCAAUUAGAUGAAAGAGGUGACAAAAAGAAAUAUAGUGGGGUGAUAGAUUGCUUUAGGAAAACCACAAAACAAUAUGGUAUUUUCGGGCUAUACCGUGGAAUGAGCACAUUGCUUUAUGGAAGCAUGCCAAAAACUGCCGUAUGCUUUGGAUCCUUUGAAUUUUUCAAGUCACAUCUUGUUGACGAAAAGAAAUCGCUCUCAACAUUUAAUAGCUUCUUAUGUGGUUUGGGUUCCGGAAUAGUGGAAUCCAUACUUGUGACAACACCAAUGGAAACUUUGAAAGUCAAACUUAUAAAUGAUCGACGUAGUGAGAAGCCAAAAUUUCGUGGAAUGUUUCAUGCUGCUCGUCUCAUUGUAAAAACAGAAGGUUUUCAUGGCAUUUACAUGGGUCUUACGCCGACGUUGCUCCGACAGUGUUCCAAUCACGCAAUACGAUUCCCUAUAAUGGAAACAUUUAAAAAUUUCUAUAAAGGUGAUGACCCAACUCGGAAACCGCCUAAAUGGAUGAUAGCUAUGGUGGGAUUUAUGGCCGGCGGYACCGCUGUGCUUGCCAAUACUCCAGUUGAUACAUUAAAAACACGCAUGCAGGGCUUGGAAGCCUCUAAAUAUAAAAAUAUAUUCGAUUGCAUCUUGAAAAUAUCUCGUAACGAGGGAGUAUUAGCACUCUAUAAAGGCAUGGUGCCACGAUUAAUACGUUUAUCUCUACAAGCUAGUGUAAUUUUUACACUUUACGAUGUAUAUAUGGAAGCGUUUGAUGCAUUGGAAGAAAUGUUGAAAAGGAACAGAGGGAAAAGUUGAUUGGACGUUCGUAUUUAUUUUGAGUUGCAACUGGUGUUGUAUCUGCUGUAAUAUAUUUGUGUAGUUAAAUGGAUAGAAUAUUGCGAGAUUAUAUUGUUUGAAUACUCAAACAGCGGUUUGCUGAAUUCAUUUAGUGGUAAAAAAUUAAUAUUUUAUAAUUGAUACUCGUAAUUAAAAAUAACUGUUAAAUUUAAUUUUUGCAUAUCCAUACUUUUGAUAACA